Molecule: messenger RNA, 3815 nt
Organism: Oncorhynchus nerka (sockeye salmon)
Lineage: Eukaryota; Metazoa; Chordata; Actinopteri; Salmoniformes; Salmonidae
Product: activating transcription factor 7-interacting protein 1-like
Exons: 12
Coding region: 293-3664 (1123 amino acids)
Biological process (GO): regulation of DNA-templated transcription
Cellular component (GO): transcription regulator complex; nucleus
Molecular function (GO): protein binding; transcription coregulator activity
Source: RefSeq, a predicted model, not a curated record
CUUCCUGCUUUGUUUGAGAGGGAGCGAAUUGACGGACUGAAUAGGCUAGCUGUGGAGUUUAGAACAUACGAAUGUGGGCUGGGAAGUUUAGAACAUACUAAGAAUGUGUUGGUUUUGAGUGAUUGUGAUUCACUCCCAGUCAGUGACAACAGACAGGAUAAGGAUAAGCAGUCAGGUCAAGUUAGGUUGUUAAAUUACUGUGCAAGUUAGCAUUUGUUGAUUCAAUUUAGCACUUAGCAAGUUCUGGUCACUACAGGAUCCUGUUUUGAAACUGGAUGUAAAAGGGUCAAGCAUGGAUGUUGCUGUUGCAGAGGAACCCCUGAGGAAAAUCUUCAGAGCAAAAAAGACUAUGAAAGUCAGCGAUCGACGGCAACUGGAAUCCCUUCACACCACUCUUUCCUCUCCAUGUUCUUUCCCAUCCCCACCUCAGCCAUCAAUGGUAAAUGGGAAGCACUGUGAAGCUGUGUCUAUGGAAGUAGAUAAAGAAAUGCAUGGAACUACACAUACCACCACUCAUGCCACUUCCUCCCUGAGAGCCACAUCCCUAACCACUGAGAUCUCUGAGGAACCAACAGCCUCUGAAUUACUGGUUUCUUCAUCACAGAACAUACACUCUGAUGUAAAAGAUGUUCAGGAAGAAGGAGAGGGGGACAAGGAGUCUACAUUACCCAGCCUCGAGGUAGAAGACAAAAUGAAGGGGGAUAGAAAUUCCAAAGGAGAUGUUAUUGUUUCCUCUCCUGUGAGUUCAGAGAAAACAGAAGCAGUAAGAGAGAGACAGGUUGAUGGUAUGGAAAUGGACCUGGUACCAGGUACCACUCAGGAUACAGUGCCCAUAUUGAACCCUGCCGCCUCCCUCCUCCUGUCUUCCAACACGGCUGUAGAGUCUGUCUCUUCCCCUUCGCUCUCCCCAUCAUACACGGCAGAGUCAGACCAGGAGGUCAGGCCAGGGUUCCUGGUGCUUAGUGAAGAUGAUGAUGUCCAGGAUGAGAGUGAUGAGGAACAGAGGGAACGUGAAGGAGGGGUAGAAAAAGUUGAGGUUAACAUGAAGAAGCCAGAACAAAUUGUAAGUGGUGCUUCAUCACCAACGCCCCUUCAGAUUGAUGAAGAAGAGGAGGGUGCUGCUCUACAGAAGAAACGAUCCUUGUCUGGAGACUCAGAGGAUGGUGGUGAAAAACAGGGAGAAAGAGACUUGGAAGUGGUGGAGAGGCAUAACAAGAGGCCCAGAGUAGACUGUGAAGAGCUGGAGGCUCAUGUGGAGCUGAAGAUCAGUGGGAGCGCUGAAAGGCAACACAAGCUAAAGAAGGUGGUGCAGCAGCUUGUUGAGGAGCAGUUGUGUGUUCUGCAGCUCACACUAUUUGACAAGAGUCUUCAGGGGCUCAGAGACAGACUGGACAAAAUAGAAAAACACCCGAGUGCACUCAAGAGCCUGCAGGCAAAGAUUGGCCGACUUUCUAAGAAAGUUGGAACUGCCAUCCAGGCCAGGGAGAAUGCCAAGAAACCUCCAGAGGUACUGUUGCCACCUACCUCUACUCAUGCCACAGCAACCACCCCAGCAGAAUCAGCAAUUCUCGACCUGAGAACAAUGGGGAACAACACACCGGAUCCAAAGCGUAAUGAUCAGAGCAGUCAAACCCCUACUCCUGUACGUAAUGAUCAGAGCAGUCAAACCCCUACUCCUGUACGUAAUGAUCAGAGCAGUCAAACCCCUACUCCUCUACGUAAUGAUCAGGGCAGUCAAACCCCUACUCCUGUACCCACAGCCUCCUUGCUACCUUCCCCCUCUUCCACAGCCUCAGUCAGAUCUCAACCCACAUCCCAAACCUUGAUGCUGAGCACCUGUGUUACCCCAACACCAGGCCCGUCCGCCUUCCCUCUCCAGUCAUUCCUCAUACAGCUGCCUGGUGGAGGGACAGCCAUCCUUACCAACCCAACCAACUCCCAGCUAAUCCCAGUGUGCGCACUUCCCGCCAUGACGAGUUCCACCGUGACACCCACCACUGCCUUCCUCCUGCAGAGGACUACUCCCUACACCCCUGCUGCUCCCAAGCCCCCCUCUGUUUCUGCCCUCUUAUCUCAUUUCGCUGCCAUACCCACAACCACGACUACACCCACUGACAUACCAGCUGCCACAACGUCCCACAUGACCACACCCAUAACCACACCCACAUGCAGGGCCACAACCACACCCUGGGCCACAACCAUAACCACACCUACAUGCAGGGCCACAACUACACCCUGGGCCACAACCAUAACCACACCUACAUGCAGGGCCACAACCACACCCUGGGCCACAACCAUAACCACACCUACAUGCAGGGCCACAACCACACCCUGGGCCACAACUGUAACCACACCCACAUGCAGGCCCACACCCAGGGCCACAACCGUAACCCCACCCAGGGCCACAACCGUAACCACACCCAGGGCCACAACCGUAACCGUAACCACACCCAGGGCCGUAACCGUAACCACACCCAGGGCCACAACCGUAACCACAACCACACCCAGGGCCACAGCCACAACCACACCCAGGGCCACAGCCACAACCACACCCAGGGCCACAGCCACAACCACACCCAGGGCCACAACCAUAACCACACCCACACGCAGGGCCACAACCACACUCUGUGCCACACCCAAUGUCUCCCACCCUGGAGCCACUGGGACAGUCAGCAGGCCCAGCUCCGGUGUGUCCGUCUGUGAGUCCAUUCGGCUUGUGUCUGUGACGAACUCCACUUCAACUUCAUCCUUACCAAGAUUCUCAAUGCCAGCCACCACAGGCACUCAACCCUCUGUGCGACCAGCUGCCUCUGUGCAUCAAGCUGCCUCAGUACAACUAGCUGCCCCUGUACCACAUGUGCCUGCAAAAACAGGUAGUGAAUCUACAAACCCUCCUUCAGACUCCACACAGGCAUCUCAUCCUGCCAUAUCAGAAGCAUUCAUAGACCUGACAGAGGAGGAGGAGGAGGAGGAUGAUGAUGAUGUUCUAGUUACUGGAGUGCUGAAGGCUCCGAUGGCUUUGAAGGCCUCACCCUCGCCUUCAACAGCGGGUCAGCGAACAACAGCCACACAGCAAACCUCCACUUCAGUCGGAACACAGGCCGUGAGGUCAUCUCUUGGUCAGAUGUCAGGUGUUGGGUCUCCGCAUGCUGUUUAUCAUCGCCCCCUGCAGGGCUCCCCAUCUAAAAGUGUUGCCUCGGCAACAUCCACUUCUUCAUCUUCCACACCUUGCCCCCAGCCCUCUCCCCUUCCCCCCUUGCCUGUCCCACCUCAAACUAUCAGCCUGCCCCUAGAAGCGGCCAGCACCAGCCCUCCACAGCAGCCUCUGCUCAAAAUAACCCGGGUUCCGAGCCAUAAUGACGGCAUCGUGCUCUCCUGGUCUGUGACUGAGGUAGACAGGAGCUGUGCUGCCGUGGACAGCUACCACCUAUACGCCUACCACCAGGACCACUCUGGCCCCAGCACACACCCCCUACUCUGGAAGAAGAUCGGGGAGGUGAAGGCCUUGGCUUUGCCCAUGGCCUGUACACUCACACAGUUUGUCUCUGGCUCCAAGUACUACUUUGCAGUCCGUGCCAGGGACGUGUUUGGCCGCUUUGGACCAUUCUGUGAGCCUCAGUGCACUGACGUCUUAACGUCCCCUUCACCGAAAGCUCCAAUUUAACCACACGCUAAGAAUUAAGGUAAAAUGUUUUGUGUCAAGUUAAAACAAGAGGAGAAAUGUUGAUUUUGUAGAUUUUUUUUCUGGUUACUUAGAAAGCCAAAGUGAAAAGUUCAGUAAAUCUUCUGGCAAAACGAAUUGCUCUAUUUUCAAA